AUGGCAACCAAGAUUUUGGCACGCUACGGCGGUCAGGAUGUUUCUCAGUUGUCUGAGAAACAUGCUAAAACGCUCGAGUGGGCCAAAGGGCCCUCCGCACCAGAGGAGAUAGAGGAAAUCCUCCGGUACUGCAACCCGCAACUGCCCACGCAAAACUGGAGGGUUAUCAGGUUUGAGGGGUCCGAGGAAUCGCAUCGGCAAGCGCUGAUUUUACUUAACGCUGAGUCCCUCGGUCCACUCGAUGAGUCAGGGGGAGUCAUAACUUAUGGCUUCGAAAGGGUAGUUCUUAGGGUCUACCAAUCCGAUGCCAGGAGAGAUGGCUCUCAACCUCCGGAGGCGCCGAUGAUAGGCCAGCCCGAGGCGGAGGAAACCCCCAUGAGCAUGGAGGUAGAAUCCGCCACGUCUGAAGCUGAAAGUGCUGGGGACGCUCUCUCAACCGAGGGAUCCGUCAUCAGCAUCGGACGGUUUUAUGACAGGGUGGAGGAAGAGAGGCUUCUAGCCUCGGUCAACGAGGACGCCGAACUGGCAUGGCUGGAGGAAACUUUGGAGGAUGAAGAUCCUGCAGAUAAAUCUCCAACACUCUAA
Messenger RNA from Rhagoletis pomonella (apple maggot), 585 nucleotides. RefSeq lists its product as uncharacterized. The record is from RefSeq and is a predicted model, not a curated record. The coding region runs from base 1 to 585 and encodes 194 amino acids. The transcript is spliced from 2 exons. NCBI's taxonomy places the organism in Eukaryota, Metazoa, Arthropoda, Insecta, Diptera, Tephritidae.